Coffea arabica (coffee) is the source of this 1620-nucleotide messenger RNA. RefSeq lists its product as uncharacterized. The record is from RefSeq and is a predicted model, not a curated record. Gene Ontology annotation, molecular function: cyclin-dependent protein serine/threonine kinase inhibitor activity. NCBI's taxonomy places the organism in Eukaryota, Viridiplantae, Streptophyta, Magnoliopsida, Gentianales, Rubiaceae. Gene Ontology annotation, biological process: negative regulation of cyclin-dependent protein serine/threonine kinase activity. Gene Ontology annotation, cellular component: nucleus.
UUCUCAAAUCGUCCAGAAGGGGAGAAGGGAGUAAAGUAGGGAACCCGCGCAAGCCAGCCAGCCAGCCAUUAGCGUCGUAAUCAACGUCGUCAUAUCUAUCGCCUUCUCCAGCACUUUCUCUUUCUGUAACAGAAAACCAAACAGAAAAAAAAAGGAAAAGAAAUUACUCAGCUGCUGCAGUGAAGAAUCAGACUUUUGCAGACCCAAUCUUCUUCACGUACUACGUGCCGAAAAAAUUCUCUCUAUCCCUCUCAGAAUAUCGUUCCGUUACAGAAUUUGCGGAUGACGUAGGCCGCAGGCUGAACAGAGAGAGAUAUACAUAUACAUAUACAUAUAUAUAUAUAGAGAGAGAGAGAGAUAGAGGAUCUGCAAAUUUUUAAUUUUUCUUUUGAAGAGAGAGAGAGAGAGAGAGGGAUUGAUAUGAAAGGCAUAAUAGUAGCCAGAAUGAGCAAGGAUAAGGGUAUUGGAGAGGAGGUGGCUGAGACAGAUGUGGAAACGACCAGAGCUGUGCCGGCAGUUUCGGCAACGGCUGGGGAAGGGAGAAAGAGGAAAGUUGGCUGCGGAGGAGAGCUGAGCUAUGCGACGUCGCUUGUUCAGCUAAGAAGUCAUCGACGGCUUAGAGUUGAUGAUAAUGUGAUGUUGGAUGAUUUAACAGGAAAUGCAGCUGCUACUGGUAAGUUGGACGAUCCAUGCUCGUCUUGUUGCUCAAGUAAUGGAUCGAGUGAGCUGGACUAUGACACUUCGGAAUCCGUAGAUCCAAAGGUGGAGGAGGAGGAAGAGGGGACUGUUGAGGUAACAACGUCGACGUAUGAGUUGGAAAACUGCUGCAGAGAGAGUUCGCUUUACAGGAGAGGAACGGCGCCGUGGGCCGAGGUUCAAGCUGAAUCAGGCGAACUGGAGUCAACAACAGCAUCAAGGCUGCGGUCCAUGUCGUCCGAGGAAAACUCUUCCCGCUGCCGCACAUCGACGGAGGAGAAGAAUAUGCCAUCUAAAGAUGAACUAGAAGAGUUCUUCUCCGCAGCUGAAAAAAACCUCCAACAGAAAUUUGCACAGAAGUAUAACUUUGACAUUGUUAAGGAGGAGCCGUUACAAGGUCGGUACGAGUGGGUUCGGGUAAACCCGUGACUGUGGCGAGAGUAGCUAGGGUAGCUAAGCACCAAGAAAGGAAAGAAGCAUGGUCGGAGGUAUCAUCCGUAAAUUCAAAUUUAGUACUUCCAGUUGCAGUAGUGUUGUCCGGAGAGCAAGCAGUGGCAGAAUCUAGGUAUACUUUUCAGGUCAGGGUUUUAAUGGCAGUCUUGGUUUGUUAAUGCAUCAGCCGGAUGAUAUGUUGUACAGUUUAAUUCUCAGUUUGGUAACCAGAAUAGUACUAGAUAGUAGGGAUUGCUAUUUAGUCCAAAUAGUAGUAGUAUUUUGAUUGGGAAAUGCAGAAAAUGUUCCAUUGAAAUGUGGGAGCCGCUAAUUGGUCUUGAAAUGAAAUUAUGAAUUACUGCUACAUUUAGUACAGAUUUGCGAUGGUGAGGUACAUGAAGGAGGAAAAGCUUCUUCUCUAAAAAUUCAGUCUCCGCUUGGGGGAAGAACCCCGGUUGAAUAAAAGCACUAUUUUUAGGGAGUUGGUGCUUC